AAAUUGGAGUCGACCAUCUUUGCCUCGUAGUUGGAGUCAACCAAUAUCUCAUCUGUCAUUCAAAUCUCACUGAACUAUUCAUUCUUGGGAAAAAGGCGACAGAAGCUGGGUCAUUCCUAUCUGAUUUCCGCAGCAAUCCAGAUCUUCCUAAUCUAUUCUUCAUGUCGUAGCGAGGAAACAAAUAGAUAUCCAUAGUGAAGCGAUGGCCAAAACUGCGCACUUGAGUUCUUACGAGCUUGCAUCGACCCGAGAACUGAAACCGGAUACUUCAGAGAGGGAGACGUUCGACUGCUUCGUUGCUGUUGACGUCGAUGAGAUCUCUCAGCAACUCGUAGUAAACACCAAGGGUCAUUCCAGUUCAAGCCCACGAUUGACGAAGAAGAUUCCUUCAAGAAAAGGAUCACAUGGCAGCGGCGUCGAAAAAGAGAAGAGCAAGACUGUGGAAGGAGAGGAGCUUCCUGGCGCCGAUAAUCGCGCAGGUGGGCACGGAUGGGCCGAGAAGUCGCCUCUUUCGGUACACGUGGCGAUGGAGGGUGAGGCAGUCGGGAUUCCCCGUGCGAUGGCUCCGACACUGGAUGGAGCGAGGUGGAGGCGAGUCGGCGCUCGGCGUCCAACCUCGCGAUGGCUCGACCCAAGCGGAAUCGUUGUCGUCUUCGCCACCUUGUCUUGUAUGGGAACACUGAUACUGCUAUACCUCACACUCUCCAUGGGCAAGAUGAACCGCGGUAAUGAAACUGCCCGGUGAUGUGAUCCUCACCGCCACCACCACGGGGUGAAUUCAGAGCACUAUGUACUGCUCAAAAGACGGAUAUUUUUGACUGUAGUCAUGCUUUGCAUCUUCUCGAUCCUCCCUUAUAACAAAGACAAAAGAACAUGCAGAAGCUGACAAGAAUGAGACUUCUUGAGUCGUAGAUAGAUACAUAGAUAGAGGUAGCUCAGUCAGCAUGUUGUGGGAUAUCACAUUUUCUCUUUUCCACAGAUACUUGGUUUGCUUUCC
Molecule: messenger RNA, 997 nt
Organism: Musa acuminata subsp. malaccensis (wild Malaysian banana)
Lineage: Eukaryota; Viridiplantae; Streptophyta; Magnoliopsida; Zingiberales; Musaceae
Source: RefSeq, a predicted model, not a curated record